AAGCCCUCUGGCCAGUGCGAGCAUGGUGCCUGUCCACAUACUGACUCCCAAAGCCCAGAAAACUGUUCAUGCACACAUAGAGGCCCCCUUCGUUGUCCUGUAAAGAAAGAAGACAUAGGGAGUGUCCCUCCUCCUGGUCUCAGUCCCGUCUCCUCCGCGGACGGCUCGUCUCCGGGACCAUGGCGCUGCCCUCCGGUCGACUCGCUGUAUACGUGGCGUUUCAUUUUGUCCUGCUAGGAUCACCCAGUGUCACCGCAGCUCCUCCGGCCGUCGGCGGCAGCGGCGUGCUGUCACUCCUGCGGCCCUAUGACUUAUUUUACUACAGCGGGGUUCGAGCUUACUUUGACGGCGACUGGACGAAGGCGGCGGAGCUGCUGGAGAAGUCCAUCGCGACCAAGGAGUCGCUGCUCACGGUCCGCAGGCGGUGUCAUGCCGAGUGUGAGGCCGCAGGGACAGGGGCUCUGCACAAACUGGACUCUGAGGAGGGGAGUCUGUGGGACCUCUGGGCCUUGGACUGGGUGCAGCAGAGGGCUGAGUGUCUGAGGUUUUGUGUCGGACGCUCUGUCACCCCUGCAGGGCAACUCCCUGUUUCUUCAGACAUAGAAUAUGAAUUUGGCACUCGCAACCCCUACAACUAUCUGCAGGUCACAUACUACAAGUUGGAAAAGUUGCAGAAGGCGGCGUCAGCAGCUCAUACGUACUUUGUGGCCAAUCCCAAUCACCUGGAGAUGAGGAACAACAUUGAGAAGUACAGGAGGAUGGAAGGAGUGACUGAGGAGGCCUUCCAGGACCGAGAGAUUGAGAACGAGAAACACUGGGUCCUUUAUGAUGCUGCAGUCCAGUAUGAGGCCUCCUCUGACUGGGCACGAGCGUCCAAGCAAUGGAAAGCGUGCGUGAAUGAAACACUGCGGCAGACGGAGGAGUGCAGGGUACAGUGUGAAGUGGCCUCCCAACGGCUGCCCGAGGACAGGGGAGUGGAUAGUGUUGACGGCAUGUUCGAGAAGGCUGCAGCUCUUUCCCUCUCCCUGCUCUCAUGCCGGCAGUAUUGUGUGACUCAGGUUGCAACACGACCCGGAAGGAUUUCUGCCCAAGAGAACUACCUGCCCACUCAGCUGGAGCAUCUGCACAUUGCACAGUUUAAAGCUGGUGACAUUAGUGGAGCAGUGCAGACUCUGCGCUCUCUUCUCCUGUUUUACCCCACCGACGCGGCCUCUCUGGACAACCUGCAGCUCUACCAUGAGACACUAGGGGGAGACACAGAGCCACCAGGCACACAGCCUGCUCAGGAGAUUGUCAGAUACGUAAGUCGCUCUCUGCAGGAGAAGAAGCUGCUCUAUUUCGGUAUGGAGAACCUUGACUUCACUUUUACCGACCCAGAUCUUUGGACUCCUGAGGAUGUCGUACCUGAAUCACUGAGGGAGGUUUGGAGAGCUGAUCAAGAGAAGACAAAUGAUAAAAUAAAAGAGGGAGAGCAGCAGGAGGAAGUGGAUGACAGUGGCUUUUAUGCGGGUGGUCCAGUCCGUCAGGUGGGUGUGACCAUCACCAUGGACGACCAGAUUUUGAACGGGACCAAUCGCGUGGUACUAGACGGAGUCAUGACGGAGAAGGAGUGCGAGAAAAUACUGCACUUAGCAACGGCUGCGGCAUCAGCUGGAGAUGGUUACCGAGGACGACGAUCUCCGCACACGCCCCAUGAGACGUUUGAGGGCCUGACUGUGCUCAGGGCUGUAAAGUUUGCUCAGGAUGGCCUGGUCAACCAAUCGGAUGCCAGGCUCUUACAUGAACUGGGCGAGAGAGUGAGAGACCUGCUGCAUUCCUACUUCAGGAGCCCCUCGGGACUCUUCGUCUCCUUCACACAUCUGGUCUGUCGCAGUGCUAUCGCAGGGGACCAGGAGGGCAGAUUGGACCUGUCUCACCCUGUCCACGUUGACAACUGUCUCCUCGAGCCCGACACCAAACAGUGCUGGAAGGAACUGCCAGCGUUCAUACACAGAGACCUCAGUGCCAUUCUCUACCUGAAUGACAACUUUGAUGGAGGAGAGCUGUUUUUCACUAACAGGGAUGCCAAGACAGUAACAGCUCAAGUCAAACCGAGCUGUGGCAGACUGGUGGGCUUUUCUUCAGGUCCAGUAAACCCCCACGGUGUUACUGCAGUGACCAACGGUCGGAGAUGCUCGCUCGCUCUGUGGUUCACAAAGGAGAAGCCCUACAGGGACAUGGAGCGAGAGGAGGCAGAGGCCCUGUGGGCUGCAGACGGACAGAGUGUGGUAAAAAAGGACAAGGAGGAGGCGGAGGGCGGCAGCACCACCACCACCACCAGGAACGCUCGGAGCCAAGUAUCAAAGGAGAGGAGCAGAGGGAGAGGCAGGGUGACGGGGGCCAAAGAUGAGCUGUGAGAGCCCCAACAAACCGGAAAGACUAAAGCUGGAACUUCAUUUUGUAUCUAUUCUAGUGGGAAAAGUCUGCCCCAUCCCACAACAUGACUAAAACACCAACCAUGAUUUUACAACAUGCUUUUUCAGUUUUCACCCACACAUUCACUCUCUUCAUCAUGCUUCAUUUGUAUGUACCGUAAAGCUGGUGUGUAUAUACUGUAUUAUAUUGUAUAUGAUGAAGGUAAGUGGGGGUAACACUGUCUUGUCUAAUGUCCGUGUGUACUUUUGUCUUAGCAGCUUUACUGACCGGUAUCGCUCCCCUUUUAAAAAUGAAGAGAAUAAAAAGAAGAAAUGAA
Scophthalmus maximus (turbot) is the source of this 2731-nucleotide messenger RNA. It is a transcript of the gene p3h3, whose product is annotated as prolyl 3-hydroxylase 3. The transcript is spliced from 17 exons. Gene Ontology annotation, biological process: collagen metabolic process. The record is from RefSeq and is a predicted model, not a curated record. Gene Ontology annotation, molecular function: L-ascorbic acid binding; protein binding; iron ion binding. Bases 180 to 2396 code for a protein of 738 amino acids. Gene Ontology annotation, cellular component: endoplasmic reticulum. NCBI's taxonomy places the organism in Eukaryota, Metazoa, Chordata, Actinopteri, Pleuronectiformes, Scophthalmidae.